This is a messenger RNA of Cylindrotheca closterium, 954 nucleotides long. Lineage: Eukaryota; Bacillariophyta; Bacillariophyceae; Bacillariales; Bacillariaceae. The record is from the annotation of a GenBank genome assembly.
AUGUGCCUUUCCUUGGCGCUGUUGCAAGCCCAAAUCUUGAAAGCACAAUCCACCUCAUUAUCACCUCAUCCUCAAAGCCUUCCGUCGUCGAGUCAAGCCUCAAAGAGUACAGUUCUAUUGGAAGACGGCAAGAACAAAAGAAAAGAAAAGAAAAGAAAAGAAAAGAAAAGAAAAGAAAAGAAAAGAAAAGAAAAGAAAAGAAAAGAAAAGAAAAGAAAAGAAAAGAAAAGAAAAAGGCAACAUCAGCAAGCCGAAAAGCAAGCCACAAGUGUUCCCCGUCAUUGGAACUCACCUUCAGAUGAAGAGAUCCUCGAAGACUACACAAGGAACAAGCAUCCCCUGUCGAAUCCUUUAUGGUCGCUGCACACUAAGUCAGAAGAAACACAAGUCAAAACAACACUCAAGGCAGCUAAGUCGAAUGCUGCAACCUUGUCUCGAGCUGUCAAUGCCGCUAUCUCUCAGAUUGAUUGUCAAAUUCCGCGGUUGCCAGACACGCUCCACCACCAGUCGAUCUACCUCUCCGACAACUCUAAGACUCCGAUGGUCAUCGAUACCGGAGCAUCUAUCUCAAUCACACCUCAUGAGUCAGAUUUCAUCUCUAAAGUCCGCCCUAGCCCACUCAAAUCUAUCAAUGGCCUCCAAGGAUCGUGUGAGGUUGUGGGAAGUGGAACAGUUGAAUGGACUGUUAGAGACGUAUAUGGAUCUGUGCGACGAAUCAGAACUACAGCUUACCUGGUUCCAUCUGCACAGAUUCGAUUGUUCUCACCACAGUGCUACUUCCAAGAGAUAAAGGGAGCUGGUUCCCUUCUCAUGAACCAUCGUAAAGUUAUCCUCACGCUCGCUGACGAAUCGGAACUUGAAUUUCCCUUCCAAUCGAACAAUAUUCCAAUGAUGUUGGAUGCGAAUGCUCAUUGCGCUGGUCUAGGCUUUGACGUUGGAGCCGAAAAGAGAUAG